AUGUACGGCAUUAGCAAGGAGAAAUGGACCCAAUUUUGCCAGAGCCGUAGAGACCCUUCAUGGGAGAGAAAGAAAAAACUAGAGGAAACAACUCAAUCCGGAAGCACUGACACCGUCAUUGAUCCUCCAUCUCCCAUCAAACGACACGUGAAGUGGAAGCUAGCCCGCACCAAGAAAACUGGUGACAUGACAUCUGAAGCAGCAAAGGAAAUUGCUGACAAGAUUGAUGCGCUUGAGGAGCAGGCCUCACAGGGUUCCUUUGUUACCCAUGGACGUCAUGAUAUACUGACUGCUGCCAUUGGGCGACCAGAACACCCUGGUCGUGUGCGUGCUGUAGGAGCCGGUAUAACCAUCAAACAAUACUUUGGAUCAGCUUCAAGGACCUCCUCCAUUGCUCCCGAAUACCUGCAACAGUUGACGCAACAAAUCAAGGACCAACUAGAGGAUUCAAUCACAGAAAAAGUCACUCGACGGCUAAUGUUAUCCCUCAGCCAAAUGCAAUCACAGGGACUCGCACUGCCUCCUGAACCUGAUGUUGGUCCUUCAGCUGCUCGUGUCAGCACAAAGGAGAGUUGUGUUGAUCCCUCAGGGAACGAUCUAGACACCGGUGACUCAUACAAAUGUGGGUUGUAUAUUGAAGAAUAUCCUUCUCGCCUGGUUGCCCUGGGAAGAGUUUAUGAGGGAUCUACAACAAUUCACAACAUUCCUUUGCUGCAUGAUCAAGUUAAGGUUGGUGUUGAGGAGAUUAGAGAUGUAGAUGCUCCCAUUCCUGUACCCACUAAAGAGGUUAAGGUCGUGGGACAGACUCUUAACACAUUCCUUGCUUGGCCGACACAUCUAGUCAAGCGUUUAUCAGAACAGGGAGCUGUGAGACCCGCGAAACCUGCAGAUAGGCCGGAUGAUGAGGUCGAUGAUCCGCUAUAUCUAAUGACAUUGACCAUUCCACAGCUUUUUCUGAAGCCAUUGCAGGUUAUGUGGGAUGCUACCUUGUUUGGCCUAUUUAAUGAAAACUUUCCCUUGUACAUAAAGCAUGAAGAUCUGUCUGAAAUUGCACAUGGUGGUCAAUGUCUCAGCAUAUCUGUUAUACAGUUGUGGAUUCUGCAUAUGACUGAGACAAGUAUGCGAGCUGGGAAUAUCGAUGUGUAUGGAUUCCUCGAGCCACAUAUUGUGUAG
Messenger RNA from Glycine soja, 1173 nucleotides. RefSeq lists its product as uncharacterized. Lineage: Eukaryota; Viridiplantae; Streptophyta; Magnoliopsida; Fabales; Fabaceae. Bases 1 to 1173 code for a protein of 390 amino acids. The transcript has 6 exons. The record is from RefSeq and is a predicted model, not a curated record.